GGUGUGGUGAGUCUAGGGGUCCUGGCGCUGUGGGCCGGGGUGGGCACUUGGGGAGGAGUGCGAUGGGGUAGACGGACAUCUUCCCUCCAGGCUGCUCGGGCAGGGCUGGAGGGGAGUGGGCUUCAAUCUCAGCGUCCUCACACUGCUUCUGUCCAGAGCUUUGCGCACCGGUCUCCUACCCCGCCGGCAGCCGCAAGGGAUCGCAGAAGGUCCUUAGGGAAUUCAGGCCGAAGAGCAAACUCUGGUGCCCUGAAGUGUCCGUUGCCCCUUCGCGGGACCUCCUGGAUCACCUGGCGGCGCUGCCACUUUCUGUAUCCUGUUCCUCAGGCCUUCUCUUUGUUUAACUCUGUGUGCCCAGGGUUGCCCUUGGGGUCCUUCUCCUUGAGCUGGGGCUUGAUUAAGGGACUACUAUUUUUUUUUUAAGAAAAAAAAUCAGUUGGCUUAAAAGGCACAUUAGGAUCUACUCCUGUAUCACAACUUCAGGCUGCGUCGCCUGCCUCCUUGCCCUUUGUUUAUGCUCUUCCCGUCACCUGGAUUGUCCUUUUUUCCUCCUUUUAAGACUCCUACUCUUCACUAUCGAGGUUUCACCUCUUCUGGGAAACCUUUCUGAGACCGCCACCCAGAAUUGAAUGUAGAUGUCCACGGUUUUACUCUCAAAGCACUCUACCUACCUCCAUUGAAUCCCUGAUCUCACUCUGUCAUUGCUGAUUUACUUGUGUCUUCCCUACCAAAAUGUGAGAGCCUAUGGGGUAGGUGCUAUGACCUAUGUGAUUUUCUAUUGUGGGUGCCUCGAAAGCAAUCACAUUCUAUAGUUAAAAAGAAAAGUUUAUAGAUUUUUCUACACUUAUUUAGUAAGGCAGACCAGGUGCUAUCCUCAUUUCAGAAAAGUCACAUAAUUAGUAACAGAAUCAAGACUAAAGCAAUACCAUUCUGCCUUCAUAGUUCCAGCCUUCCCUCUUCCCUCCAAUGCUCAUAUUCUCUGUGAAACUGCAGUUAUACGUAGCAAGGUUACAAUUUUGGUGUAUGUUAUUACUUUUGUGGGCAAAGAAAAUGUAAUUUAUUUUUGUAUAUGACUGAUCUGGUUCCUUUCAUGAGCAUUUACUUAUUGAUUAUUAGGAAAGAAUCUAAAUGUCCGAUUGGGUUUAAAGUUUAGCUCAAUCUAGAAUUGAUUUCUUUGGCUAGUGUUUAAUUUCUCUUAUAUACAAAUAUUUAGGUUAUCAGGUAUCUUCUUGGAUUCUUUCCUUGAGAUGGUGCCCUGGCUAUGUGGAUGGCUCACGGAAUCAGUUGUGGGGACGGGUCAGGGUCCCUUUGCCUUCCCUUGGCUCUGGGGGGUGAUGUUCCUGGUAUACCGAGUGCUCCCUGCCCUAUGGCUUUCUUGGUUUUAACCUUUGGCUUAUAUACCAUGUGAACAGGUAUCUCCUGGUUUUGUCAGGACUCGGUAGAGCUCCCUGGCUCACUCAAUUGCGCUGAGUUCCUGCUGUGACUUCCCUUCAGCCCUGACUGGAGUGGUUUGCACCACAGCCCUCCCUCGCUGCAAAGCCUCCUUGCCCUGCUAUAGCAAUUGAGUAGGGCAAGCAUCCUGCAAGACUUUCCUAUUUCUAGGUCUCAUGUAUAUCCUAAGGCAGUGCUCUCAAACUUUGUUGUCUCAGGACUCCAUUUUACUCUUAAGAAAUGAUCCCGAAGAGCUUUCCUUUAUGCUCCAGCUAUUAUGCUUGAAAUCCAGUGGGAAGGAAUUAAGCAUUCCUGGAAUUUGCAGUCUAUAUAUCUGCUUACAUCUUAUCGCUUACUAUUUGGACAUGUGGCCACACCAAUAUUACAAGAGAGAUUGGAAAAUAGUCUUAUUCCACCAUAAAGAUCAGUUUAGGAAAAAGCCUUGUUAAAAGAAGAGAGGGUGGGGUUCUAUUCCAAAAGAAGAGAGGGUGGGGUUCUAUUCCAAAAGAAAAGGAGAUGAGAUUUUGGGGAAGACAACUAGUAAUUACUGGGAGGCUGAAAAUGAGGAAACCAAGGGAACUGUGGAGGAUCAGACCACAAGAACCACAGUAUGUUCUCAUAGCAGGCAGUUUGAUCAGCAUACUAUUUCUGUCACUUGCGAUGAGUGCCCUUCAACUAGCCUCAUUUCCUUGUAUCCCUUGUUCAAGAUUCAAGAUCGCAGGAUGGAUCCCCUGAUGGGCUGAGCUUAAAUAAUAUGCCUGCCCCCAGGCUUGUGCUGAGAGAGAGAAAAGAAGAAUCCUGCUUCUUAGUCUUCCGGUGUGGGAAGUUAGCUAUAUCUUUUAUUAGAAUUCUCUGAAACUGAGAUAGGAGUGCUUUAAAGAAGGUGUGUGUGUGUGUGUGUGUGUGUGUGUGUGUGUGUGUGUGUGUGUUGGAAGGGUGGGGAGUUGGAUGUCAGACACUGAAGAAUUAUAAGUUUCCACUGUAAUUCUUCUGUAAAAUGAAAGAGUUGAACUAAACCAUCUCAAAUACAAGACGUGCACCAAAUCUUAUGGUUGAGUCAUUGUUGAUUGGGUAACUCAACUCCCAUUUCCAAUCCCUGUCUACCUUGCUUGCCUCUAUCACAGAGGCUGGAAAAUCAAGAAACUUGCUUUUUUUCCUCCCUCUCCUCUUAAAGAUGGGGUAGCCACACCGCAUUGUACAGUCUGGCCUUUGAGAUAUAACUGGAAGUUUGUUGGGACUUGUUAGAAAAGAUUUUUGUUUUGCUUUCCCCUUAAGAGGGAUUGGAGGGAUUGAUAUCACUGGUAUCCUCUAGGUGAUUUCCCCAUUCUUCCUGCCAUCAAUUAAGAUGAGAUUUCAGGAGUUAUAACAUGAGGCAAGAGUUGUGAAGAUGAAAGUCUUACACACUAAGUAUGAUGGAGUGAUAGAAAGAGAUUGGAUCUAUAUUUUUGAGCUGCUGAACCCUCUCCAUCUUUAAAUUUCUCAUUAUGUGUGAAAAGAAUCUCCUACUUUUAAAUAGUCAAUCUUACUUGGCUUUUGUAUUAUUUACAGCCAAAGAAUUCCUAACAGCUUACAAGCAUUAUACACAUUUACAGAAGGAAGGGAUUAAUGUAGGGUAGUAAUAGAGAAGUUUCUAAUAUUCUACCAAUUUAAAAUGCAUAUCACAAUGAUCUUUUGACUAUUAUCCUAUUUAUUUUCUUUACUUCACCAUAGCAGUAAAUGACAAUUUUCUUUUCUUUCAGCACUCUUUAGGACUGUUAUUUCUUAAGAACAGGGUUAGAAAACUAUGGCCUGUGGACCACCACCUCUUUUGUAAAUAAGGUUUUCUUCAAACACAGCCACACCCAUUCAUUUGUGUAUUGUCUGUAACUACUUUCAAGCAACAACUGCAGAGUUGAGUAGUUAGAAUAGAGACAGAGGGUCCACAAGCCUAAAAUAUCUGCUCCCUGGCCUUUUACCCCUGCUUUGGAAUGCUGUUCCAUUUUCCUGUGGCCUUCAUAGUCUUUGUCAUUCUCUGCAGUCCUACUUCAGUAUCACCUUGAAUGUUCUUUUUCAAGUUUUUUCUCUUCACUUCCCUGUUAUUUCCUAGUGCUUCACCAUGUUUAUUUCCUUGGAAACACUUACAACAAUCUAAAAUUAUCAUUUUUUAUUUUUUAUUGCCUGUUUCCAAUCAGAAUAUCUGCUUCAUGAUAGGAGGGAUCUUUCCUACCUUGUUGAAUCCUCAGGAUCUAGCAUAGUGCCUGGCAUAGAGGAAGGAAUCCAGUAAACACUGAAUUAUAUGAGUGAAUAAUUAAAGCCCCAAUUCACACUAAUUUAGAUUUCUGUAAUAACUGUCUAAUUGAUUUUUCUUUUUUGCCUCUAGUCUCUUACUCCUCUAAUCUAUGUCACUCAGGCUUGUCGGAUCAAUCUCCUUGAAACCUACUUAGUUCCUAGCACUAAAACCUUCAGCUAACUGUCCUUAAUUGCUCCUUGCUCUACCAGUUGUCUACAGAAUCAAGUUCAGACUUGCUGAUGCAAUCCCAGCCUCUUUUUAAGAGCAGACUUCUUGCUUAUUUUGAAUGGCCUAUACUUAACCAAAUUGGCCAACAUGCUCAUUCCCAAAAAUACCUGUGAUCUUUGCUUUGGUGCUUUAACUUAGUUAUUCCAUCUGGAAUUUCCUUCUUUCUGACUUCUGAAUGACAGUCUUGCCCAUUCUUGAUGGCUCAACUUAAAUGUUAAUAUUCUUUACUAAACAUAUAAUUCCCUUUAUCACAUUUCCCACAUCUUGUCUUCUCCCACUACCCUUCACCCCUGGUAAACAUGAUCUUGAAUCUGUGUUCAAUGUUGCUUUUUGUCUUUUUUUUCUGUGUAGUGUUACUGCAUCUACUUGUAUUCCUAAAAAGUCUGUUUAAUUGCUUUUCACUUGACAAAAAUACAUCUUGAGAUAUAUAUAUAAUCCUUUGGAUUUACAUUUUUCAUGUGAUAUAUUGGUAAGAUUCAUUUAUAUUGUUCUGUGUCUUACUUACUGCUGUGUGACAAAUGAGCCCUAAGCUUGUUAGGUUAAAAACAACACUCAUUCAUUAUCUCAGUUUCUGUGGGUCAGGAAUCUAGGCACAGAUUAGCUGGAUCCUCUACUUCAGGAUUUCUCAUGAGGCUAUAAUCAAGGUGUUGCCUGAGGCCAUAGUCACCUCAAGGUUAACUGGGCCAGAUCUACUUCCAAGCUCACUCAGUGGUUGCUGGCAGAAUUAAGUUCCUUAUGGAAUUGGAUUAAGAGCUUUGAUUCUUACUGGCUGUUGAACAGAGAUCACCCUCAGUCCUUGAAAGGUGGCCUUCUCCAUCACAGCGCAUGAGAAGAGCCAGGGAGAGAAUAUCAGCAAGACAAAAUCACAGUCUGUUGUAACUGAAUUACAGAAUUUACAUCCCCUCAUUAUUGCUGUACUCUCUUCAUUAGAAGCCAGUCACUAGGUCCAGCCCACAUUCAAGGUAUUUUUGGAGUUAAUGGAGUCAGAAGGACCUCCAGAGUCAGAGAGUUCAGAAUUUUUCUCACAGCAAGAAGAGGAAAAUGAAGAAGAAGAAGCCCAAGAACCAGAGGAAACAGGCCCUAAGAACCCCCUUUUACAACCUGCUCUCACAGGGGAUGUAGAGGGUUUGCAGAAGAUAUUUGAGGAUCCUGAGAAUCCUCAUCAUGAACAGGCCAUGCAGCUUCUCUUAGAAGAAGACAUCGUUGGGAGAAAUUUGUUGUAUGCAGCUUGCAUGGCUGGGCAAAGUGACGUGAUUAGAGCUUUGGCAAAAUAUGGUGUGAAUCUGAAUGAAAAAACCACCAGAGGGUACACACUCUUACAUUGUGCUGCAGCCUGGGGUCGUUUGGAAACUUUGAAAGCACUGGUAGAACUGGAUGUUGAUAUAGAAGCUUUGAACUUCCGGGAAGAAAGGGCUCGAGAUGUUGCUGCUAGAUAUUCUCAGACUGAGUGUGUUGAAUUCCUGGACUGGGCAGAUGCAAGGCUGACUCUGAAAAAAUAUAUUGCAAAAGUCUCUUUAGCUGUUACUGACACAGAAAAGGGAUCAGGGAAACUCCUUAAGGAAGACAAGAAUACCAUCCUCAGUGCAUGCCGUGCAAAAAAUGAGUGGUUGGAAACCCAUACAGAAGCUUCCAUUAAUGAGCUUUUUGAACAGAGACAACAACUGGAAGAUAUUGUGACUCCUAUCUUCACAAAAAUGACUACACCACGUCAAGUGAAAAGUGCCAAAUCUGUAACAAGCCAUGACCAGAAGAGAAGUCAAGAUGAUACCUCCAACUGAACAUACGUUCUGUAAAAGGCCACAUUUUCUUCUAGUAUCUGAAAGGCAAACCUAUUCAUGCCAUUUGAAAUCGAGAAAACAGAUGUGGGUUUCUUUAAGUAUUUAAGUACAACAUUACAUCGCCCUUGUUUUGUUUGACCUGUUCAGCAUGCUUAUGUCCGGACUCUGGCCUCGCCUCUGCUCCUCCAAGCACAGCCCCAUGUGAGUUUCACGUGCUCCUUCAGGAAAGCACUUGGGUAUAAAUCAUUCAUGAAGACCAUGUGGAGGCUUUAAGAACUACUCAGAGAAUCUAAUAAUUUUCUGUGUAAUUGAGGCAUUCCAUAUAAAAGGACAUAUUUGGCUAUUUCCAGAGAAAAAAUUUGUUCUCCCUGCCUAAAAAGGAAAUCUUAUGGAAUGACACUUGGAGCAAGGAAAUAUUAAGACCGGCUUGGAUUAGGAGCCUCUGGGUACAACUAUCACUUUUUAUGUCCAAAAUUAAAAUUCACCUGUGAGGUGGGGUAUACCUCUGAGUAAAACCCCUCUUUAUCUUUGACCUCCUUCUAUCUGUAAAUUAAUAAACACAAAUCUGUAUAGUUUUAUACUUAGAAGAGUUCUCCUAUUCUGUAAGGCUGGCAAUACAGAUAUUGUAACUGGACUGAAGGCCAUUUCCCUUCCCAUUCUGUUUUAUAUUUCCUAGGUUUUAAGUACGAUAGUUGGUUUCAUAUUGGUGGUUUGGAAAGCCUUUUUUCUAAUUUAUUUAAUCAGGCGCCUCAACCUUCUCUUAUGUUGUGACUUUAUGGAAAAGUUUUAUAGAAAAGAAAAUGGUUUUUAAAAAGCACUUAUUGUUCGUUCUUAUGGCUUUCUCUUCUUUGUCCUGUUCUGAAAGCUAGUUUUCCCUUAUGGGGAGAAGGAAAAGGAAUGGGUAAUUCAGUAAUACUUUGUCAGUUGACAUUUAUUUAACCAUGGUUUUGAGAUAACCCUGUUUUAAAUGUCUCCCAAAGUUUUUAGUUUUUUAUCCUUUUAAUGUAUGAGCAAUUCAGUUUCAAUUUUUUAAAGCAAAAGAACACUGCAAUAACUUUCAGCCACCUUUUUGGCCGACCCAGUGGGUGUUUAUGGAGCAGUACAAAGAAGACCUGUGUUUGCUCCUUUUUUUUUUUCCUUCCUUCUCCCUUCUCCCUUUUCCCUUCCCUUCCCCUUCUCCUUCCUCUCCCUUCCCCUCCCUUCCCCUCCCUUCCCCUCCCUUCCCCUCCCUUCCUCUCCCUUCCCCUCCCUUCCCCUCCCUUCCUCUCCCCUCCCCUCCCUUCCUCUCCCCUCCCCUCCCUUCCCCCUCCCUUCCUCUCCCCUCCCCUCCCUUCCUCUCCCCUCCCCUCCCCUCCCUUCCUCUCCCCUCCCCUCCCCCUCCUCUUCUCUCUCCUCCUCCUCUUCCCUCUCCAACUCCUUCUUCCUCUCUUAUCUCUCUCUCUCUCUCCACCCCCGCAACCUUCUUGACAGGGUCUCCCUCUCCUGCCCAGGCUGGAAUGCAGUGGAGUUAUCAUGAUCAUAGCUCACUGUAACCUGUAACUCCUGCACUCAAGUGAUCCUCCCACCAUGCUUGGGUAAUUGAAAAAAUAAACAUUUGCAGGCUGGGUGCUGGCUCACACCUGUAAUCCAAGCACUUUGGGAGGCCAAGGCAGGCGGAUCACCUGAGGUCAGCGGUUUGAGACAAGCGUGGCCAACAUGGUGAAACCCUGUCUCUACUAAAAAUACAAAAAUUUAGCUGUAUGUGGUGGCAUGCGCCUGUAAUCCCAGUGACUUGGGAGGCUGAGGCAGGAGAAUCACCUGAGCCUGGGAGGUGGAGGUUGCAGUGAGCUGAGAUUGCACCACUGCAUUCCAGCCUGGGUGACAGAGUGAGACUCCAUCUCAAAAAAUAAUAAUAAAAACAAAUAAAAAUUUGCAGAGAUAGAGUCUUGCUACGUUUCCCAGGCUGGUCUUUGAGUUCCUGGCCUCAAGCAUUCCUCCUGACUUGGCCUCCCAAAGUCCUGGGAUUACAGCUGUGAACCACUAUGCCUAGCCCAUUUUCUUAAUACAGUAUAUUGUACGAAGACCAGUGUCCUUAAGGACUGCAAUAAUUUAGGAAAAGUCCAGGUGCCAUUUUUGUCCUUUCUACUCUAACUCUACAUUUUCUGAGCUUGGAUUUUGAAUACAACAUUACUUUCCAGGAGUGUGUUCCAGAUUAGGGAGGGAUUCCUGGAUUCUUACUUCAAAGAUUUCUAAAUUAGACCAAGGCAUUUCUGGAGACCCCUUAGUAUAAAAUAAACCUAUUUUCCCUCUUUGUUAAUCUUUCAAUCCUUAUCCUCAAACUUUUUAUAGCUUUUGAUACAUUUGCUGAUGCUAUUUUUAAACUCCUUGUGUUGGUACUUUUAUGCCAAUUAUGAUUCCUCUACUCUCUUAAAACUGCUUUUCUAACUCCUUCACCAGUUCCUCUUCUUCCUCUUGCCCCUAGUUGUGGGAAUUUCUCAAAAUUCAAUCCUAACCUUUGGUAAAGCAAUCUGUAAUUCUCUAUUCCAUGACCUUCCCUGUCACCAGUAUUAUGAAGAAUGAGUCUUUCCCUCUUUAGGGCACCCAUAGUGCUAAUAGCCUCAUACUGUAUUCUACUUAAUUGUUCACAGGUUUGUCUUUCUGUGUGAAUUGUAAGCUUUUUGAGGGUAGGGAUUUUGUUUUGUUCUUUUUUUAUACCUAAAAAGUCCAUAAAACAGUAAGUUAGUAAAUAACUGAAUGAAUUAUCUUUUAGUAAUACCUUAUACAUAGAACUCAUUACCUCUUCAUUAAUUUAUAGAGCUUGUGCACCUUUAUAAAAAUGACUCCCAACACUUAUCUCCAUAUCUUGCCCCAUUUUAACUCCUACUCCUCUAGCAGAUAAGCCACACAUACAUCCAACAUCUCUACGCCUAAUUUCUCCUCUGACCUUCUAUUUUCUAAGCCUUCACCUUGAAUGUCACUUUACUUUCUGGCAUGUGAACCAAGUGAUUACAACAGAUUCCUGGAUCUCAUGUCAAAGAUUCCUUUGAUGUGAGAAUCUGAACAUUUAUUUAUAUCUAUAGAUUUACAAUUUUAGUCCAUUUUGAGAGUUAUAGUAUCUCUUGUUACAUAUUGUUACAUUGAAUUAUAGAUCUAUUCAUAGGCGACUUUAAAUGCCCUUAGGCUUUGAGUUUGAGCUGUUACAUAGGUAGCUGCAUGGCUUUUUCUGAACAUCCACAAAGUAAUUACUAUUCAAAGUGCAUACUAAUAAAUCAAUGAAGCCUCCACAUUAUUUGGGAAGUAGUCAAUCAAAGGCUAAAUUCAAUGUUAUGAUAACUUUUAGGCAGUAGUUCUUUAGACUUCUGUAUUUAAUUGAACAGAAAAAAUGUAAAAAAGGGGAGGAGAUUGAUAGGACAUCAUUAAUAAAACAACUACUAUCUACUAUCACUAUCAUUUAACAAAAGACAUUUUAACACCAGAAAAGGGAAGAGAUCUCAGUGUAGGGCUCUACCCUUUAAGUUAAAUAAAUUAAGUUUUAUUAUAGAUCUUUAUGUUGUAUUUAUUUUUCUUAUUUUGUCAUAUAUGAUGGAACUUUUGUCAUGAAUCAGAACUGGCCUGUGGUCCAGCCUUUGAGAACUACUGCUCUGGACUAAGUAGAUUGCUAUUUAGAUUAACAUGAUGCCCCCAGAUUGUAAAGGACUGACACUUGCCCCCAUGUUCAAUCUAAUAUGUGGUAGAUUGUAUUUUCCAGGAUGGCCACAUCUCCCUUCCCACAUGCUCUUCUUACAAUAUGGUCAUGACAUUCCUCACGUAGAGAGAUGUGUCUCUGUUCUUUCCUCUUGAAUCUGGGCAGGCUCGUCACUACAGUGGAAGUGAUUCUAUGUGAUUUCUGAGGCUAGAUCAUAAAAGGUGAUGAGGCCUCUGCCUAACUAGGGGAAAUGCUUUCUCUUGAGAUGCUCACUCUUGACCAGCCUAUAGAGAGAUCCACAGGGAGGAACUGAGGCCCCAGCCCACAGCCUUGGUUGAGCUCCAGCCUGCAGUCAUCCCCAACUUGCCAGCCAUAUGAGUGAGCCAUCUUAGAAGCAGAUCCUCCAGUCAAGCCAGCCCAGCUGAUGCUGUGUGGAGUGGAGACAAGCCUUCUGUGCUGAGCCAUGCAAAAAAUUGCAGAUUUGUGAACGAAAUAAAUGAUUGUUAUUGUUUUAAGCUA
This is a messenger RNA of Pan troglodytes (chimpanzee), 9889 nucleotides long. RefSeq names its product ankyrin repeat domain 45 (gene ANKRD45). Lineage: Eukaryota; Metazoa; Chordata; Mammalia; Primates; Hominidae. The record is from RefSeq and is a predicted model, not a curated record. Bases 4906 to 5706 code for a protein of 266 amino acids. The transcript is spliced from 7 exons. Gene Ontology annotation, molecular function: protein binding.